This is a messenger RNA of Puntigrus tetrazona (Sumatra barb), 1961 nucleotides long. RefSeq names its product gastrulation brain homeobox 1 (gene gbx1). The record is from RefSeq and is a predicted model, not a curated record. Gene Ontology annotation, cellular component: nucleus. The transcript has 2 exons. Lineage: Eukaryota; Metazoa; Chordata; Actinopteri; Cypriniformes; Cyprinidae. Gene Ontology annotation, molecular function: DNA-binding transcription factor activity, RNA polymerase II-specific; RNA polymerase II transcription regulatory region sequence-specific DNA binding. Bases 192 to 1142 code for a protein of 316 amino acids. Gene Ontology annotation, biological process: regulation of nervous system development; regulation of transcription by RNA polymerase II.
GUGUGUGUGUUUAUGUCUCAGUAUGUGACAAACAGAGGCGCCGAGAGCUCCAGACCAAAAACGCACCAGGUCUCAGUCGGUUGGACGGCGAGGACCCUACAGCACCGUCGGGAUAACCGUGGACCGCAUUUGGGUGAUUUGUCUCAGAAGGCCACCGCGCACGGGAUUUAUACGACCAGCCCGCGCUCACCAUGCAGAGACCGAGCGGUCCAGGCACGGCGUUUUCCAUUGAUUCUUUGAUUGGCACUCCACAGCCCCGGCCGGGCCACCUGCUCUACACGGGCUACCCGAUGUUCAUGCCGUACCGACCGCUUAUGAUUCCGCAAGCCCUGUCACAUUCGUCAUUACCGUCGGGCAUCCCUCCCUUGGCGCCGCUGGCAUCGUUCGCCGGGCGCCUGACCAACACUUUUUGCGCGGGGUUGGGGCAGGGGAUGCCCUCCAUGGUGGCGCUCACCACCACCCUGCCCAGCUUCUCGGACCCUCCAGAUAGUUUUAACCCCCCGCAGGAGAUACCGGGACCCCGGUUAGGCGCGGACGGGACGGGGAUGAACCGACAGGAGAGCCCGCACGACGAACUCAAGGGCUCCGAACUCCUCAAUUUCACGGAAACUUUUCAGGCGGUUGCAGGCGAAACCAAACUCUACAGUUCAGACGACGAGAAACUGGACCUGAAAUCCGCGGAGGCCGCGUGCAGCGACAGGGAGGACAGUUCGGUCGACAGCGAGAACGAAAGCUUCUCCGACGGGAACACCUGCGCCUCGGCGUCCCAGAAAAGCAAGCUCAAAGGCGGCUCGCAGGACGCGUUGCCGCCGGGCGGCUCGGCGGGAAAGAGCCGGAGGAGGCGGACUGCUUUCACCAGCGAACAGCUGCUGGAGCUCGAGAAGGAGUUUCACUGUAAGAAGUAUCUGUCCCUCACCGAGCGCUCCCAGAUCGCGCACGCGCUCAAACUCAGCGAGGUCCAGGUCAAAAUCUGGUUCCAGAACCGCAGGGCCAAAUGGAAACGGAUCAAAGCCGGCAACGUCAACAACAGAUCCGGGGAGCCCGUCAGGAACCCCAAAAUCGUCGUGCCCAUUCCCGUGCACGUCAACAGGUUCGCGGUGCGGAGUCAGCACCAACAGAUCGAACCGGGCAGCAGGCCGUGAACUCCUCGGUGAACCCUUCAAACGAACAUUUACAUGACCCGCACUCCACAAAGGUCAGGGGUCACGCAGAUGCAUGAAGCGCGCCCAAGAGGACGCCAUUCCAGUAUCUAGAAGGAUAUUCAGUGACUUUUAGGUAACACUUUGUCGACUUUCGCCCGUCGAAAACGCGAGGCCUGUUUAACGCUUAACGGGUCACCGGUUUAUAUUUACAUUCAGCCGCCUGUACGAAUCAGAGUUUAUGAUAUCUGAAGCUAUAUCGGCGCGCGACCCGUUAAGCGUUUCACAUCCGUGAAAGCUGUUAAGGUGUUACCGACUUUUAUAUCUGUUCGAUAUCGACACGCGUUCAGGUUCGUUCUCCCCCAAAAAAUGUCUUUAUUUUUAAUUUAUUAUUUUGUACAGCUGUAAAUAUUAAAUGUGUCCGCGCGACACAAACGUGCACUAUACGAGACUGUAAAGAGACAUUUUUAAAAAAAUAAGUAUUUAUGAGUUGCUGUCUAGUGAGUUUUUUGCAUGUUGCCAUUUGUUGUCUAUUUUUCCCCGUUUGGUUUUAACGGGCCGUUCUCGUUGUUUCGACCAUUUUUUGCAUGCGCUCUUAAAGCGUUUCUGUCCCUUAGAGGCGGAAUCUCCCCCAAGUUCUUUGUGAAAAAAACGGUGAUGGAAAUAAAUAAGCUCAAGAACACAUUGACAGAGUGAUAUGUUCCCAUCGACGACACAAUAAAUGUGCAAUAUGGUUGCAUAAAACUGUUCAGAGGAGAAACCUAUUCAUGUUGGUUGUCUUUUUUGCAAACGAGUUAAUUAAUUACUGAUCAGUCAUUGACU